AUGGGAGCUCAGAAUAUCUCCCCUCGCGACACCUCAGGUCCCUCAGAUCGCGGUCGACGAAGAAGUCGUUCGCCUGCAGACGAUGGUGCUGAGCAUGACAUGAAGGCUGAAGGAAACCAAGAUGGACCAAAUGGCGCAUCUUCCAACUCAGACGGCCCCGGUCCUGGCCCCGCCAGAAAAAGAAGACGGAGUCGAAAAGGUCUAGACAAGAGGUUUGAAUGUAGUGCCGAAGGAUGUGGGAAGAGUUAUUCGAGAGCGGAGCAUUUAUAUCGACAUCAACUGAACCACAACUCGAAACAAACAUAUCAUUGCACUUUUCCUAACUGCACACGCACUUUUGUUAGAGGAGACCUUCUCAAAAGACAUAUGGACCGACAUGCUGCAAAAGGCUCACAGCUUAACCAAAGGGAUUCGAUGGCGGGACAUAUGACGCCAGUUAUUGCUCCAGGCCAACCUCCUAACUUCAGUCGGAAUAAUUCAAUCGAUUAUUCAAAGUCUCAACAAACAAAUAUGACUUACCAAACACCGCAAGUUCCAACGCCAAACCCUUACUCGCCUAUGGCAAGUACGCCGACGGGAAUGUAUCCCAGCGGGCCUAUGCCCAACAAUAUGGAUAGUUACAUGUCUCCUACCCAAGGAUACGAUAAUCGCACGCCGCAGCUUAGCCAGCCACAAUCGCCAUCCAUGUCGCAGAGACCAUCAAUAUCAGCUGACAACUCACAGUACAACGUGAUGUCUCCUGUUCAUAAUCAGCAAGGCUUUCCAGCCCAUCAGAACAUGUCACAAAACACGUUCAUCAGCCAGCAGAAUGUUAUGCCCAUGAAUUUGCCCCCAGCACAGUACUCCAACGGGCAGAACUCUGUCGUCGUCACCACAGCGGAAUACUCGGAACCAGGAACAACUCAGCCAAGCGAAAUGAUGAUGCUGGACCAGAUGUCUAUGCCUGCCACGGUACCUGUUUUCGGAGAGGGAGGUGAUAUGAACAAAUCACCAUACGUCGGGAUGCCUGAGGAUUUCAUGGCAUAUCUCUUCAACUCCCCAAGCCAAGCCAUGACGCCGGUAAUGGGUCCGAAUUACACAAAUUAUGCGGAACUGCAAGGAAACCAGUUCAAUGUCUCGCUCUUGGGUACUGACAGCAAUUCUCUUGGAUAUUUUCCAACUGCUCCCCAGCAAAUAAUGGCUGUCAACAACCUUCUUGAUCAGCAAGUUCCUGAGGCUUCGAUAUCCGAGGAAAAGAGUCAAGAACUGUUCGACUUCAUCAAAGAACGCUUCCAUGACAAUAAACAUGCCCCACCUGAUCGUCAGUGGGCCGAUAUACUCGAGGGCGAUCGUUCGAAUGGCGAGCAUAUGCUAAGUAAGAGGAUGAUGCAAGCUUACAUCGGUUCAUACUGGUACCAUUUCAGUGAUCAGAUGCCUAUACUACAUAAGCCUACCUUCUCUCCUGACAAAACACCAAACCUCCUGCUGCUUUCUAUGAUGUCCAUCGGAGGGGCUUGUCUGGACCGAACACAUGGGCAUAAGGUGACGAGAGCGAGCGCACAGCUCGCCAACUUUCUUGCAUGGCAUUUGCGUUGGGAUAUCUUCAUGGAUGUCAGUUUCCGGCCACCCGCCAAGCUGUGGAUUUUCCAGGCGUUGAUUCUGCUUGAACUGUAUGAAAAGAUGUUUGCGACAAGAGAACUCCACGAACGGGCGCACAUCCACCACGCUACAACCAUUACUCUAAUGCGAAGAGGACGGUCCCUGAUCGGCAAAUCUGCAUUAGAUUCUCCGCCGAACCCUCGCGAUGGAUCCAUCGGGUCUAGGCAGUCUUCCACAUCCAGCUCGACUGGAACGGCUGAUAAAUGGUGGGAGCAUUGGGUCACAAACGAGGCGACUAGACGUGCAGCUUUCGCAGCAUUCAUUGUCGAUUCAAUCCACGCCACAAUGUUUGGGCAUUCAGCAGUUAUGGUAGCCCACGAGAUGCGAUUACCUCUUCCCUGUGACGAGUCGAUGUGGCGAGCCGGAAGCAGUUCUGAAGUCUGGAGGAUCGAAUCAAACUUGAUGUCGAACGGCAUUAAACCAACUUCUUUCUUGGAGGGUCUCAAACGAACUUUGAGCGGCCAGGACGUUCACACUACUUCCUUUGGCAGAACCGUUCUCAUGACAGGCCUUUUGAGUGUCUCAUGGCACAUGCACCAGCGAGAUCUUCAGGUCAACGUCCUGGGUGGGGGUAUCAUACAGGCUUUGGGUGGACGUGACCGAUGGCGGGCCACUCUUACUCGCGCAUACGACACCUGGAAGGCAGGUUUCGACAAACACCUGGAACGAAGUGAAGCAUCCGACCCGUACCGUGAUGAUGCUACAAAGAGACAAGAGUUCAAUGUUGUGUUUGAGAGCCGGACUGUUCUGCAUCAUCUGGCUCAUAUGGCGAUGCACGCUGAUAUUGUGGAUUGUCAAAUGUUUGCUCGAGCAAAACGUUUGCUUGGUCGAACAAUCGGGCCCCAGGAGUUCAAUAGUGCUCAAAGGCGUAUCAAAGACCACUGGGCACAUUCAGCACGGGCACGAGAUGCAGCCUUUUACGCCAUCAAAUUCCUGUGCUCAGUUCUGGCUCCUGAUCAAGUAUCGCCAGCACAUGCGGGUGGCUACCACCUGGAUGAGCCUUACGACGCCCGCGAUGACGUUCUCCUAAAUAGGCCAUGGGUUAUGUACUUCGCUGCUUUGGUCGUCUGGAGUUACGGAUUCGCACUCGAAGGCCCUUGUCCAAACAUCCCGUUACCGACCACAAGGCAAGAGAAGCUGCAGCAUAUGAGAAACUAUUUCAUCAAAUUCGGUGGUAUCGAUAGUCCAGGCGCUCUUCAGGGGAGAUCUGGAGUGAACGCCAAUACGGCCGUUCUUAUGGUCCUUAAGGACACUUUCCAGACUACGCGUUGGGAGUUGCUCCAUGAAGGAUCAGCUCUUUUGAGCAAUUGUAUCAUCCUCAACCAAGGCGGAACGAUCGAAUAG
Molecule: messenger RNA, 2982 nt
Organism: Fusarium sp. VM40
Lineage: Eukaryota; Fungi; Ascomycota; Sordariomycetes; Hypocreales; Nectriaceae
Source: the annotation of a GenBank genome assembly